This is a messenger RNA of Pygocentrus nattereri (red-bellied piranha), 2160 nucleotides long. It is a transcript of the gene ywhah, whose product is annotated as tyrosine 3-monooxygenase/tryptophan 5-monooxygenase activation protein, eta polypeptide. Gene Ontology annotation, cellular component: cytoplasm. Gene Ontology annotation, biological process: signal transduction. The record is from RefSeq and is a predicted model, not a curated record. NCBI's taxonomy places the organism in Eukaryota, Metazoa, Chordata, Actinopteri, Characiformes, Serrasalmidae. The transcript has 2 exons. Bases 406 to 1146 code for a protein of 246 amino acids.
UUCGCAGCAGCAGAGAGACCAAAAUAAGCGACUUUUAUUCUAUCUGCCUCGUUUUUAGUUUUUCUGCCCCGCGUCGGGGUUGACCCCCCACCGCACCCCCCCUCACACACACACACACACCCUCUCACGUGCGCGACUGCUCCACAUACCUCUCGCGCUUGCGUGCUCGGGUCGCGAGCGACACCCAUCUUCCUCACCACCGCCCCCCCCUCCAUCAUCACCACCACCACCAUCAUCAUCUCCUCCAUCACUGCACUCCGCCAGCGCUCCAUCGAGAAGAAGCCCAGGACUGCGUGAAAAGGAAAAGAAAGGAGGGGGAACGACAGAAUAAAAUCGCCGGAGCGCCGGUGCACGAGAGGGGAGCGAAAGAGGAGAGAGAGAAAGAAAGACAGAGAGACCGAGAGGAUGGCAGACAGGGAGCAGCUCAUCCAGAGAGCCAGACUGGCCGAGCAGGCGGAGCGCUACGAUGACAUGGCCUCAGCCAUGAAGCUGGUGACAGAACUGAACGAGCCACUGUCCAACGAGGACCGCAACCUGCUUUCUGUGGCCUACAAGAAUGUAGUGGGAGCCCGGCGCUCAUCCUGGCGUGUGACCUCCAGCAUCGAGCAGAAGACGGCGGCAGACGGCAGCGAGAAGAAGCUGGAGCUGGUGCGGGCCUACCGUGAGACCAUUGAGAAGGAGCUGGAGUCUGUGUGCCAGGACGUGCUGACCCUGCUGGACCAGUAUUUGAUCAAGAACUGCGACGAAAGCCAGCUGGAGAGCAAGGUCUUCUACCUGAAGAUGAAAGGAGACUACUACCGCUACCUGGCCGAAGUGGCGACUGGGGAAAAGCGAGCAUCUGCCGUGGAGGCUUCAGAAGCCGCCUACAAGGAAGCCUUUGACAUCAGCAAGAGCAUGGCGGCCACGCACCCCAUCCGCCUCGGCCUGGCCCUCAACUUCUCUGUCUUCUACUACGAGAUCCAGAAUGCACCGGAGCAGGCCUGCCAGCUGGCCAAGGAGGCAUUCGACGAGGCCAUUGGUCACCUGGACAAUCUGAACGAGGAUUCCUAUAAGGACUCGACGCUCAUCAUGCAGCUGCUGAGGGACAACCUGACCCUCUGGACCAGCGACCAGCAGGACAGUGAAGGAGGAGACCCCAAUAACUGAACCAGAAUUCACUUUGUUGUCCUGCGAUCUUAGCUAGCUGUAGUAGCCCCCCAUAGCCCCCUUUAAAAAUCUCUCUGCCUUUUUCUGAUCUCUUCCUGUGUCUUCUCUUCCCUGUCUUCUUUUCUGUUUCUGUGAUGUUCCCCUGAUUGAUAUUCACUUUGCUCAUCAGGGUUUCUCUUUUCUUUCUUUCUUUUCUCUUCCUUUUCUUCUUUUCUCUUAUUUCCUUUUCUCUUUUUUGUUUCUUCUGUUCUCACUUCUCCUUUUCUCUUGUCUUUUCACUUUUUUGUUUCUUUUUUUCUUUUCUUUCUUUUUCGUUUCUUUCCUUUUCUUUUCCCUGAUUCCACCAGGGUUGCUGUUGCCUUAUGGAUCCAUGCAGCCUUUUUUACUUUCUAUAAACCUUUCCAUCACUUAGCAUGUGUGUCUCUCUCUCUCUCUCUCUCUCUCUCUCUCUCUCUCUGUCUUUCUCUUUCUCUCUCACCCUCUCUCCCGCUCUCUGUUUUCCCUCUCUUGCUGUUCCUGACCCUGUUCCUGUAUGCCAUUCCCCUCUCCCCCUCCUCCCUGCUCCCUACCCCUUGAUGAGUCACUGAUAAUUAGCCUACUGGUCUCCAAGUGACAUUUACUUAGUGUGUUCUCUCUGAAGGACUUGAGCUCUAUAGGGACUUUUUAAUUAACACUAAAUUAUGGGGGGGGGGGUGUUUGAGUUUCUGUCUGUGGCGCCGUUCAGUGAAGUUGUUCCACUUUAUUGCCGAAUCGUGUGGUUGUAGCCUCCUCCUCACCUGUCUCCUCAUCUGUACCCCUCUAUCACUGCUUAGAUGUGUAUGUGUCUGUCGUCGCCCCCUAUGCCACUCUCCUGUUGUGAACACUGCUAGCCUUGUGAAUUGUGUAUGCCCACUGAUCUCCGGUCAGUUAGUCAUGGCUGGCCGGAUGGCCGGCGGCUCCAGAGUCUUUGGUUAAGGUGACGCGCGACGCGUAAAAGAAUGCCAUUAAAAACAAAAGCCUGCCGAGGAGCUCUGA